Messenger RNA from Dermacentor albipictus, 1501 nucleotides. RefSeq lists its product as uncharacterized. Lineage: Eukaryota; Metazoa; Arthropoda; Arachnida; Ixodida; Ixodidae. The record is from RefSeq and is a predicted model, not a curated record.
GAGAAAGAAGAAGAAAUGAUCUCAUCGAGGACGGAAGCGAUUUUUAUCAUCGGCAUACAUACCGUACAGAACAUCAUAGGCCUACUCCGCUUCUCGUAUGGGUUCCAUAGAACGGGCUCAGAGAACAUGGGACUCAAACUAGACGUCUGUCUCGGAGCCGAGUCCUUCGCAAACAUCCUCAGUGACGUGAUCAUCAUGUUCCUGCUCUGGCAAGAAGAAAACGGAGCUGGAAUGGACGUGCGCUCUGUGCGAACCACGGAAACAAUUCGAGGAAGUUUGACCAACAAACAAAUGACUCGAGUUCUCGGCUUCUUCGUUGCAUGGAACGCUAUUGCGGUGCAUAUCUGCGCGUUUGGCAACUUGACAGGCCUGAUGUACCCGCCCAAAUGGUACACCCACGUGAAUGCAAACGAGCUAUCGGCGAGAGAGAAGGUGAAGAUUGUGGCGUUUUGGGCACCGCUGAUCAUCUUCCUUGCGUUUUGGAAGCUGUACUACACGAGCCUGAUCUACGAGUUCUACUUGUACUACAAGGCUACCAAGGGCAGGCCUUUCGACUACUGCGCUACCACGCAGAUAGGCAGCGGGUUCCACGCGUCCGUCGCCACUGAGGAUCGCAGAACCUUUAGCCCUAGCAAGACGCUCAAUCUGACCAGCGAUCCAGUGCGACGACAUUCCAUAACCGCCGAGAACCGCGGCGCCGUCCAUUCGAAAGGAAGGCGGGCGUCCUACGCUGACAGACCACGGCGACUCUCAGCCGCUGCCGACGAGCGAACCGAUCCAGGAGCCAUGGAAAUGCCGCGCAGGCACAGCGUCAGCUCGCGGAGACAGUCUGUCGCCGCUGACGGUACCGCUGCCGGGGGUGUCGCACAGCGACGAAUGUCCUAUGGCGGCGGUUCGCGACGGCAAUCCGUUCGCGAGGACCAAACGUCCCCCCCUGGCGCAGCCCCAAUCCCGAAGCGAGGGACAGCAGGCGGUUCGCGACGUCAGCCCACCGACACCGCGGACGGUGGAGCUGAAUUUUCCCCAAAAAUCCUUUCACCCGAUGAUAACGUUCGGCAAAAGCGUCCGCCUCCGAAAAGCCCCGCAGCCACUGGCGCGUCGGCAAGAGCCAGGAAACACGGCAGCCAUGCUCCGAAGCGUUCCGUCUCCGGUGAAGACCGCUCGGACGUUGGCGCACCAGGCAGGCUGCGACGGAGCACUGGCCGUCGGCAUUCCAAUGUGCCAGAAGGCGAACUCAUGGGCGCCGUGGCAGGAGCAGCUAAAAAGACCCGUGACCGAACUCAGCGGCAGUCAGGAGCCGAGGACGAUCGUCCUUAACGUCAGCCCGAAGGAAGGAAGACCGGCACCUUACAUGUGACCGGACCGUCCCUUAUGCUUAAGAAUGUGUCUGUUUUGUUUCUUUUUUGCAUUCCGUCGGGCUUCCGAUGAAUAAUUUGAAAGGCUCAACACACUGGUUAUCUUACGAUGUCGCGGCUCUUAACGCUCAUAUACCCAUCUUUGA